AUGUGUGCUAAUAUUCAUAUGAAAAUAAUAGAGAAACGGAUGACAAGCUUGUGCUAUUUCUCUCUUUUUAAACUUUAACACCACGUUUUACGUUUUACUAUCCUUUUCUUUUUCUUUUCUCUCAAUUCAUUCCUAAUAUGACUUUUUGGACAAUUUCUAUCCCUGAAACGCCUUCCGCCAACUUUGUUCUUGUAAAGAACAUCUCUGCUGAUUCUUCAGAAGAGACAGUUAAGCAAUUUUUCGUUUUCUGUGGUAAAAUUCAGGAUUUCGAGCUACUCAUGGAUGAAGACCAACUCCAUCAAACUGCUUUGAUCCAUUUCGAAAGGGAAUCUGCCGCUAAAACUGCUAUUCUUCUCAGUAAUGCAUUAAUUGAUGAUAGUCAUAUUGUUGCUACACCGUACUUUGAAACAAACGCUAGAGAUGAAGAAGGUACAGCUAGUGACAGUGAGACUACUGUCAGCAAUGAUGGCACUAGUGCUAGUAGUAGUGGUGUCAGUACACCUCGCCACCAAGAAACAAAGGCAAAGACUCGCAUUGUCGCUGAAAUUCUUGCCAAUGGAUAUAUUCUUCAAGAUCAAAUUGUUGCUAAGGGACUUGAAUAUGACACCAAAUACAGCCUGACCAGUCGUUUCACAAACUAUUUGCAAACCCUCACAACAAAUGUGAAGCAAAUGGAUGAGAAGUAUCGAAUUUGGGAUAAAGCAGUGGAAAUUGAUAAUAAAUACAAAAUUCACGAAAAGGUUCAAACUGCCGCACAGCAAGCUCAAUCUACAGCUACAGCUGCACUUCAUACGCCUACAGGACAAAAGGUGGAACGUCUUGCUUAUCAAACUUUAGCUCAAAUUGCUGCUGUUCAUUAUGAAGCCAAAAAAAUUCAGAUGGAAAAGCAACAGCAGCAAGUUACUUCUACUGCUUCUACUGCUUCUACUACCCCUGUUACUUCUGCUACGGCAGUUCCUGUUGCUUAGAUGAAAAAGAAAGACGUAUAAACACUAUGAUAUUGGAGUCAAAUUGAGAAUAUUUAUUUCAUUAUCAGUCAUAAAGCGUAUGGAUAAUAUAUAUUUUAAUGAUUACAAUAAAGAACAUAACGCGAUAC
This is a messenger RNA of Mycotypha africana, 1096 nucleotides long. RefSeq lists its product as uncharacterized. Gene Ontology annotation, molecular function: RNA binding. Bases 138 to 968 code for a protein of 276 amino acids. The record is from RefSeq and is a predicted model, not a curated record. Lineage: Eukaryota; Fungi; Mucoromycota; Mucoromycetes; Mucorales; Mycotyphaceae. The transcript has 5 exons.